Messenger RNA from Limulus polyphemus (Atlantic horseshoe crab), 2783 nucleotides. Its product is annotated as POU domain, class 3, transcription factor 4-A-like. Lineage: Eukaryota; Metazoa; Arthropoda; Merostomata; Xiphosura; Limulidae. Gene Ontology annotation, biological process: regulation of transcription by RNA polymerase II. Gene Ontology annotation, molecular function: RNA polymerase II cis-regulatory region sequence-specific DNA binding; DNA-binding transcription factor activity, RNA polymerase II-specific. Bases 266 to 1567 code for a protein of 433 amino acids. The transcript has 2 exons. The record is from RefSeq and is a predicted model, not a curated record.
CAACAAGAUGGUAAGGGUGCGGUUCUGUCUUGUUCCGGGCCUACUCAACCCUUCUUCUGCAUCGAGUCGGAGCCAAUGAGUUCUGGAGUGUUGUGAUGUAUUGUGUGACGCCUUGCCUUUUGUGUGUCGUCAUGUGGACUUGCGCCAAUCGACAACGAGAAACGUACCCAUUCAUCAGCGCCAUACUGGGGAGCUCGUUCUAAAGCGAGGCCACCUUGGCUCGUUUUGUAAGUACGAUCGGUUCGGCGCCAAUGUCUUCUGUACAAUGGCUACCAACUCGCCAGAUCCAUACGCAGUCAGAAGUAGCGUGGCCUCUCUGACGAGCAUACACGCUAGUAGGAGCAGCGACAUGCAGCUCGCAAGUUCGCAGCCCGGUUUUAUGCGCGACCCUGCGGAGUUCAAGUACAUGCCGCCGCAGCACCAGAGCCCUAACGGGCACGCUCUUGGCCCUCACACCCAGUGGGUCGGCUUUUCUCCUCACGGAGACCCGGGUACGUGGCCGUCCAGCAUGGCUCACCACGGUUUGCAUACGCAGGACAUCAAACCUCCACCCCACGCUGGGGUUGAACUACACUCAGGCACUUUCACCCAGUACCGUCCCUCACAGCAGGUGCCAGCGUCCUACCCGUGGCAUCCGACGUCGUUGGCAUCAUCUCAUAUGACGGGCAUGGUACCUCCAGGGAACGGAUCAUCUCCCCCACAACGUCCGGCUUAUGGGAUGAAUGGAAUAUUAACACACGGCACUAGCCAGCUUCAGCCGGUCAUGAGGGACAUGUCUCAACACCUAGUAAGUGACCUAAACAACCAUCACCAUUAUCACGAUUCCAUAUACCAUCGCAGUUUCGAUUCCAGAUCAGUUGAUAAUGACCACGCCGUAAUAAACGAAUCACCACCACCCAAUUCAGAAGAUCUCGAAACGUUUGCCAAACAGUUCAAACAGAGACGAAUUAAGCUCGGGUUUACGCAGUCCGACGUUGGUCUGGCCCUGGGGACGCUCUACGGGAAUGUAUUUAGUCAGACAACCAUUUGCAGGUUCGAGGCUCUACAGUUGAGUUUCAAAAACAUGUGUAAGCUGAAGCCACUGCUAUCUAAGUGGCUCGAGGAGGCUGAUAGUUCUACGGGCUCUCCGACCUCACUAGACAAGAUCGCUUCUCAGGGUCGCAAGCGGAAAAAGAGAACCAGCAUUGAAGUGUCUGUGAAGACAGCGCUGGAAACUCACUUUCACAGACAACAGAAACCAGUGGCUCAAGAAAUAGCAAGUCUGGCGGAUAGCUUACAAUUAGACAAAGAGGUGGUGAGAGUUUGGUUUUGUAACCGACGCCAGAAGGAGAAGCGGAUGACUUCGAACGUUGACGCCGCAGGAAACCCUCUACCUGACAACGAAACGACAAAGGGACGACAGAAAAGCGAUGGAAACCAAGAUAUUCUUCUGAGGCAUACAGAAGGAGGGUUUCACAACAGUCAAAUCCCACCCCCCACAAACAGCCCGCCCGUGCUACAUUCUCCCCCACCUCAUUCCGCUAGCCAUUCCAUUACAACCAUAGGUCAAUCCUUGACCGCGCAUUGACAAGAAAUCAUAUGGCUUGUGUGAUUUUAUUUUUAAUGAUUAGGAACUACAAACAUUUGAUACUUGACAUGUGAUUCUUAGGCCUAAAACAAGUUAUGUGUAGUGGUGCAAUGCAUAAACAAAAUUUCGCUCUUUUUAGUAAACGAAAAGUUUACUUUUUUUUGCUCAUGUUGAGAGAACUUGUAUAUAAUAGUGACGUAACGUCGUCUUAGUUUUUGUGUUUUCGUGCCAAUUUCCCAUUCUCUCUCAUUAUCUUCGGACAGCAUCCUAAAUCUCAUGUAAAGAAGAUGAAAUAACGACUAAACAAGCUUAGAUAAGUACGAAAGGUGAGAACACACGCUAGUCGAAGUAGGAUCCGAGGUUAAGGUGAGAUGAAAAAAAAAAGAAAGAAAACAACACUAAAAGUCUAAGAAUACAUACACGCCUGCAGCUGUCAGGGAAUUUCAAAUAUCCGUUUGAAGAAACGUGAAACACUCAGCGACAACAGAUUUGAUGUUAUAUUAAUGAAGAUUCGUAUUCUUAGAUAAAGCGUGGUGAUAGAGUAAAAUUCAAGAUUAUCCUGUAAACAAUGAAAGACGGAUUAGCAAGUGAUUCUGUGUGUGUAUUACACGAACCUGAAGAUUUAGGCAUUCUUGAGAUAAUGAUCGGUGUAAACAUUAGUUAGUUUUUCAGAAUGCUUGUUUGGUAAAAGUUUAAUAACUGAUGCUAAUCAGGCGUGGAUUAUAAAUAAAUUUCAAAUACCAAAACUGGUAUAUUUUUAUACACAUGGACAUGUGUUAAAAGUUUCCAUUCGCAGUUUAAACUCACAAAAUAUUUAACUUAUGCAUGUCGUGUAGGAUCUAGGUUUCGUCCCCGACAAGGACAGAAAGAGGCCACUUAUGAUGCUAAGUGUUUGAAUAGUUAAAGCUUAAGUUUGUGCUUAAAUCAAAAUAUCACGUGGCUCUUUUGAAAAUGUGAUGUCAUUAACACCAACAACAAAUUUCACUAAAAAGUAGAGUUAUAUUCUUUGCACUUUGGUUAUUUAAUGUCUGGGGGUAUUGGAUAUUUAUUACCAUUACAGACCCAGUUGGAGUUGACACUUUUACCGGUGUAUAUUAAUGUAUUUGUGUGUAUGUAUGGUCAUUGACUGUACUAAAUAUAUAUAUAGCUAUAUAUAUAUAGCUUGGUAUAACUGUAUCAUAUACGCUAAGUUGAAAUGAUAAACAAUAAACAUCAA